Messenger RNA from Ylistrum balloti, 1284 nucleotides. RefSeq names its product carbohydrate sulfotransferase 10-like. The transcript has 3 exons. Gene Ontology annotation, cellular component: membrane. Bases 1 to 1284 code for a protein of 427 amino acids. The record is from RefSeq and is a predicted model, not a curated record. NCBI's taxonomy places the organism in Eukaryota, Metazoa, Mollusca, Bivalvia, Pectinida, Pectinidae. Gene Ontology annotation, biological process: carbohydrate biosynthetic process. Gene Ontology annotation, molecular function: sulfotransferase activity.
AUGGAUCGUUACGGCCGCAGAAAGGUGAUCAGAUAUGUCUUGUCACUGCUUGUGCUUGUUCCUUUAUUACUGGAAACAACUUUGAUCAUCUACAUAUUUAUGAGCAGACAGUAUACACUUCAAAAACAAAGGACACUAGAUUGGCAUAGUGUUACGUCAGAGGUGAAACAUGACCAACCUGAGCAACAGAAAGUACCAACACAUCCGCCACUCAAAAGCAUACUCGACCGAAGGAAAGUAGAUAUGGAUUCAGAAUGUGGGACAAAGUCCAUUUAUCCAUUGUCAGAAAACCAUACACUUGUAUACAACAAAGCAUACAAUUUUAUCUAUUGUGAAGUGCCGAAAGUUGGGUCAACAUUUUGGAAAAGAUUUCUACAUCAAAUCAGAACAAACACGAUUGCUAGUCCAUUUGAUAUCAAACCCCAGAUAGUUAACGAUUUAAAAGUGAAUGACGAAUUCAAUAAUAUCAGUUCCACGCUAAAAAAUUCGACUAAAUUUUUAUUUGUCCGCAGUCCUUAUCAUCGUCUGUUUUCUGGAUACAUCGACAAAUUGUAUUCUCCUAAUCCAUAUUUCUGGUCGCUAAUUGGAAAACACAUUGUUAAGAAAUUCAGGAAUAGUUCUGUAUCUCAUAACUGUGGACAUGACGUCACAUUUCAGGAGUUUCUUCAAUAUGCAGUUCAUUCUGAAAAUACACACGAAAAUCAAAACAACCAUAUUAUGUCAUAUUGGCAGUUAUGUUCUCCCUGUCACGUGAAAUAUGACGUCAUUGGUAAGAUGGAAACCUUUAAGAACGAUACCGAAUACCUUCUGGACAAAUUGCACCUUAAACAAUACAAGGAUAUCUUGAGAAAUAUGUCCUUUGAUGCCGUGAAUGACGCCUUGUAUGAUACUGCGCAGGCGUACGUCGCCAUGAGGACAUAUUCUCGACGCUGUAUCUCUCCACAGGAAGCAGCAGAUAGGACAUGGACAAAAUUAAAAGUGAGGGGGUUCAUUGCCGAUGAUUUACCAGUUCCUACUGGACUUAAUCUAAAAAUGGUGAAUGAGGUGUUUGAAUUAUUCCAAAAUGGAUAUUUAAAAUCUGUUUCAAAACUGGGAAAUUCUGGAUUAAAGCACCAACAACGUAUAAUUUUUCAGCAAGCAUUUCGGAAAAUACCACGUCAGAUAAUUAAAGAUAUACAAAAGGCAUUUGAUAUGGAUUUUAGAAUAUUUGGUUAUGAUAAGCAAAUUGUGGAUACGAAUAACGAAGCCAUUUCUGAUAUAUUUAUCAAGAAUGUUAUGUUUUAA